AUGUAAGACAGAAUUUUAAGUGUUUACAAAAGGGAGAGAUAAAUUAUAACUUCAUAAUAAGAUAGCAGCAAUGGAACUCCAGAUUGUCCGUUAAACUUGAAUAAUUUUACAAAAUUUUCAUUUUAAUCCAUAGAUGAUAUCGAUAUACCAAAUUCAUUACGUGCUUGCUUAUCGUUUGAAAUUUCAGAAUAUUAUAAUAAUUUUGCUCUAAUCAAUGCUAUUAAUGUACUGCAAUCAGAAAUUGAACUUAUGAGGAAUAUUUAUGAGAUUAGAGAAAAUCCCUUUGCUAUUUGGCUUUGUGACCAAGGAGAAUGGAAAUUAGUCAUUGUAAAUGAUUAAGUGCCUUGUGUUACGAAUAGCGAUAAUUAAUUUGAACCUAUGUUCAAAUGCACUUAUUUAUGGGCUAUAAUUAUUGAAAAAGCUGUUGCUAAAUUACUAGGCAAUAGUUACAAUGUAUUCAAUCAUCUAGUAACGAAUUCGAUAUAAUCGUUUGUAUAUGUAAUUUGAUGUUGUAUAUUUAAGCUUUUGACUGGUUAACCAAUUACACAAAUUUAAAUAAAUAAAAUUGAAGAAUUGCGAACUCUAGUAGAAGAAAAAAACUCUAUUUUUUAUAUUGAAGUGAACUACAAAUAGAGAAAUAAUGCCUACGUAAUAUCAUCCUUAAAAGAAAAUUAAGUUGAAUUAUAAGCCAUUAACAUAUAAUCAAUUUGUGAUGCAGGUAUGAAAUUAAAGGAUUCAAAAUUCCUUUUAAGUUGGGAUGAAUUUCAAAAAUAACCCUUAUUUUAAGUCCAUUUAAAUAAAGAUUCUCAUGUUUAUACCUUUACAAUGAAAUAGCCAAUAGAAAGAAAAUUGUAAUUUAUUGAACAUACAUAUAUUUACAAUUUUCAAAUCAACAAGAAAGAUACUUAUUGGAUCUCAAUUUGUUAGAGAGAUUAAAACUUUAAUUCAUAGAAAUAAAAAUAAGAAAUAAAAUAUGGAUUGAUAAGAUUUUUAUUAUUUAAGAAUCAUAAGAAAAGCUAUUAGUUAAUUUCCGAUACUAAUGAUUUCAAUCAAAAUCUUUAUCAUAAAAUAGAAUUAGAAAAAGGAAAAUACACUUUACUUUGCCAAGCAGAGUUUUAUAAUAUUGAAUCGCUAUCUGAGGAAUUAAAAAAUUCAUAAAAAAUAUUAAAAUUGUAAAUCUAAGGGAUGAAACCACCAUAAAAUUUUGAUUAAAGUAAAUAAAAUGAGGAAAACUUAAGAGAACUAAUUAUAGCAAUUAUCAGAUAAAUAUCAAAAACAAAUAAAAAUAUUUAUACAUUCUAAAAAGAAGGAUUUCCAUAGGUAUAGAGGAUUAUGGAUAAAACUAGAGGAUUUAUGUACAUAUAUUAUGAGAAUCAUGGAGACUCUGAUUUUGAAGAGUAUCUUUAGUUUAAUAAACAUUAAAAUUUAAUAAAUAAUGAAACCUAAUAAAUGGAAACUCGCAGAAAGGUUUCGAUACCUCCAAAAGAAUAUAAAUUAUUGCUUUACAAAUAUGACCCCAGAGCUUUAAUUAAGUCUCCACAGAUUUGCUUUGAAUGUUAAGUAGACUUCAAAAUUAAGCCUUCAGUGUUCGAAUAUAUAUACUUCAAAUAGGGCGUGUUAUACAAGGAAAUUAAAAAUCUAAAAAUUUUUAUUGUAGAGCAUGAAAUAGGUAUUCUAGUUAUUUCUAUUUUUAGGAGUUUCGAUACUUUUUGUUAAUCAAGCUAAUAAUACUAUAUAGGUAACGUGUGAGUUAAAACUGUAAAAUCUCUUAAUUGUACAACACAAAGACUUAUCUUUGCAAGGCAAAAUAGCUAAGUUUUAGAUGAUGCCAUAAUCAGACUAUUUUGUCUUAUUAAAUCUUGAAAAUCCCCAAUAAAAAUAAAAUAAUUGUACUAUCAAAGUAAUUGUCUAAAAUAAAAAAUGA
Molecule: messenger RNA, 1924 nt
Organism: Paramecium octaurelia
Lineage: Eukaryota; Ciliophora; Oligohymenophorea; Peniculida; Parameciidae
Source: the annotation of a GenBank genome assembly